This is a messenger RNA of Syzygium oleosum, 1210 nucleotides long. RefSeq lists its product as uncharacterized. The transcript has 3 exons. The coding region runs from base 9 to 635 and encodes 208 amino acids. Lineage: Eukaryota; Viridiplantae; Streptophyta; Magnoliopsida; Myrtales; Myrtaceae. The record is from RefSeq and is a predicted model, not a curated record. Gene Ontology annotation, cellular component: plastid.
CGAAACCAAUGUCGUCGCCGGACAACCUCGACGACUACUCGCCCUCCGCCACCACCGCCGUCUUCCCCCGCCCCCUCCCUCUCCUCCGGGGGCCCCUGCCCGCCGCUCCGACCGACGACCCCUCCUCGGGUCCCUUCGUCCUCGCCUUCCGCGGUCUCGAUUCUUGGUCCGCCGCCCUCGCGUCCUCCAAGUCCAAGAUCCUCGAGCAGUGCGAGGAGGGCGCCAGGAUCGGCUGCGCGGUCGCCGCAUCGCGGGGCUGCGCGCCACCGUGGUGGGCCCCGCUCGCCGGCCGGAAGGCCGACCUGAAGCGGAGGGAGGAGUGCGAGGCGCGCGAGAUGGAGUCCUGCCUCGUCGCGGCGAAGGAGAAGUGCGCUGGCUUCGCGGUGGACAAGUGCUCGAAGCCGUUCAUGGACGCGAGGGUGGCCGUGGUUGGCGAGAGGGAUGCGAGCGAGAGGGCGGUGGUGAGGCGGUUGAUCUCGCGAUCUUGUUUGGCUGGUAAGAGUGAAAGUUUCGAUUUGGGAUGGUUUGACGAGUUGGGUUUGGACGAUUUGGUGAAAUGUGGACGUGGCGGUGUGAGUUAUGUGAAGGCUAGUGAACUGGUGGCGAGGAAGACUGAUUUUAGUGGUAAUGAUUGAGUUCUUGAUCUUGUCGGUUCAAUGAGGGCAUUGCUAGUGCUAGUUGAGGUUUCGAUUUUGAGUGCUGGAAUGUGAUUGUGCGGACGUAAGAGAUUUUCCAGGCGGAAGUCGAUGUUGAGCUUGGAUUGUGGAGACUUCAAGAAAGUGCAGUUUGGUUCGGACGAGGGUGUUUGAGAUCAUCCAGAUUAUCAAUGGCCAUGAGCCAGAUAUGGAACUCCAUCCUGUAACCGGAGAAUUUUCUCGUUGUUACUUGUCCUUAGCCUUUCCUUCGACGCCAUGGUCUAAAGAUUUAAGUUGUCACGCUCGCGGUUUUGGCACGGGCUAGGCUGCUGCUUCAAUGGGGCCAACUGUCAAUCCACAUUUAACUCGACUCUCAGACCGUGCAAGUUCAACUUCAAGAUCGUUUAGCACUCACUGCAGCUAAUAAAUGACGAUGGGUUUUACCUUUUGGACGAUGGUAGAUGUGAUAACGAUUGAUCUAUAAAGUUGGUAUAUUGGACGAAAUGGCAAGUUAUUGGAUGUUAAAUAUGAUCGACUUGUUUAAAGGCUUAAUUAUAGUUCGCCAUAUUAUUUAG